Malassezia globosa CBS 7966 is the source of this 2565-nucleotide messenger RNA. RefSeq lists its product as uncharacterized. Gene Ontology annotation, cellular component: cytoplasm. Gene Ontology annotation, biological process: protein phosphorylation; intracellular signal transduction; regulation of MAPK cascade. The coding region runs from base 1 to 2565 and encodes 854 amino acids. Gene Ontology annotation, molecular function: protein serine/threonine kinase activity; ATP binding. The record is from RefSeq and is a predicted model, not a curated record. Lineage: Eukaryota; Fungi; Basidiomycota; Malasseziomycetes; Malasseziales; Malasseziaceae. The transcript has a single exon.
AUGUCGCACAGUCCUAUCAACGAUGCUAGAUGGCAGGAUAUGUACGGGCUUACGCCCUCACGCCCAGCCCCUGGUCCUCCGCCCGUCGGCACACGUGCUGGCUCGGAUCUGUACGACCACAGCCUGACAAAUUCGUCUAGCUCUGCGAUUUCAAUGACGCCACCACUCACAAACAUAUCGCCGACAACAAGCCAGAGCAGCGGUCUUACAACAGCACCAGGGUCGACACCGAAAAGCUCUGCGUCCGUCGUCCGUAAAGGAUAUGUCAGCGUAAAGGAAGAUGGACUGCGUUCCUGGAUUUGGAGUAAGAAAUGGCUUGUGUUGCGCGAGUCAACGCUUCUCUUUCACAAGAAUGAAUCUACGGUGCAGGCAACAAAUAUUGUACUUUUGCGUGACGUACGCAACAUAAGCCGUACGGACUUGAAGCCGUACUGCAUUGAAAUCGAGACGAAAGACAAGACGUUUUUCUUGCAGGUCAAGAGCGACGAAGAAUUGUAUGGAUGGAUGGACGAUAUUUAUAACCGCUCGCCGCUUGGCGCAUCAUCGCCUACCAACUUUGUCCACCAGGUUCACGUCGGUUUUGAUCCUGUGAGUGGCUCAUUCACUGGUCUUCCUGACCAGUGGAUGCGUCUACUGACCCAAUCGGCCAUAACCAAAGAAGAUUAUGCAAAGAACCCGCAGGCGGUAUUGGAUGUUCUUGAAUUUUAUACAGAUAUUCACAACAAGCGCUCGCGCGAUGAUUUCGGACUCGGUUCUCCCACGAUGAACUUACAUGCGGGCAGCUCCGGCAGACAAGCCGUUGACAUGUUCAAACGUGCCGAGCCUGUGAUUUCAUCUUCCCAGUUGCCCCCUGUGGAUUCUCGUCGUGCGACGCCGCUUCCUCCGCGUGGUAAACCCAAGCAGAGCCCACUUCCCGCUGUGCCGCGUGAAGAUAACAUGGCCACUCCUUCACCCACUGGCGAUUUGAGUCUCUCGCUCUCUGAGAGCGACACAAGUGCCUUGUCUUUCAGGACGCAGCAAAUGCGUCUCUCCGAAGAGCAGCAGCGCCAGCAUAUUGAGCGGGAAGAACCGCGUGAAUAUCUUCGCCGUCAACAACAACAACAACAACAACUGCUUGAACAGCAAAAGUAUGCCGCUCUGACAGAGCGUCGAAAGUUGUCACAGCCAAGAACACUUCAGCCUCCGUACCUGCCAUACGAAUCACCAGCUGCGGUGCCGACCAGUAAUAUUCCUUCCAUGGCGCCGACCACAUCUUCAACAAGUAGCACACCCAACUCGCGGCCCAACAGCAAGCCGACCAGGUUCAUGCCUACUCAGACUCAGGACAUGCCGUCACUUCCCACCACAAAUUUGGGCAUGGUUGCGCCACCCCUAACCAGUGCUGACAUGUAUCAAGCUCACGAGUCGCCUGGAACAACGUCAUCUUCUUUGCCUUCGCCGGCUCAAGUGCAUUCACGUUCUCAGCCACAGGUCCAGCCACAACCAGCGCAUUCACAUUCACCUUCACCCUCACCUUCACAAGCACAGACACGGCCCAUGCCAUCGACGAGUCCGAUGCAAGGCACAACCACUUCGAAUGCCCCCACACAUCAUCCACCAUCUAACACCGGUAGUGGUGCCACGACGGCCCCAACUGUGCCUCAACGAAGGCCAGAAGGCCAAAAACGCUCGAGUGCCAUGAGCGAUGCACAGAUCAUGGAAAAACUUCGCGCCGUUGUGAGCCGCAAUGAUCCGAAUACAAUGUAUCGCAAGGUGAAAAAGAUCGGACAGGGAGCUUCUGGGUCUGUUUAUGUGGCGAAAGCACUCGCAACAUCGCAGCUUGUGGCGAUCAAGGCGAUGGACCUGGCACAUCAGCCGCGCAAAGAGCUCAUUAUCAAUGAGAUUCUUGUGAUGAAAGAGUCACAACACCCCAAUAUUGUCAAUUUCCUCGAUGCUUACCUGCUACGUGAUCAUGACCUGUGGGUAGUGAUGGAAUUUAUGGAGGGCGGCGCCUUGACGGACGUCAUUGAUAACAACACGCUGGAUGAAACUCAGAUCGCUGCAAUCUGUCUGGAAACGUGCAAGGGAUUGGAGCAUCUGCAUAGACAUUCCAUUAUUCAUCGGGAUAUCAAGAGUGACAACAUCCUUUUGAACAACUAUGGGCAAGUGAAAAUUACAGACUUUGGCUUUUGUGCCAAACUGACGGACCAACGGAGCAAGCGAGCUACGAUGGUCGGUACACCGUAUUGGAUGGCGCCAGAAGUUGUGAAACAGAAAGAGUACGGCGCGAAGGUCGACAUUUGGUCACUGGGCAUCAUGGCUAUUGAAAUGAUUGAGAAUGAGCCGCCGUACUUGGAUGAAGAACCUCUCAAAGCGCUCUACAUGAUUGCGACAAAUGGCACACCCACGCUCAAGAAGCCUGAGAAUCUUAGUCGCGAGCUCAAAGGGUUCCUAGCUGUCUGUCUGUGUGCUGAUGUAAAGAGUCGUGCCACAGCCGACGAGCUCUUGCAGCAUGAGUUCCUGCACAAGGCUUGUCCAACCAGCGAACUGCCCAAACUCCUUGAGUUCCGCCACCAUGAGAAGUGA